Molecule: messenger RNA, 1566 nt
Organism: Thyridium curvatum
Lineage: Eukaryota; Fungi; Ascomycota; Sordariomycetes; Thyridiales; Thyridiaceae
Exons: 2
Coding region: 1-1566 (521 amino acids)
Biological process (GO): transmembrane transport
Cellular component (GO): membrane
Molecular function (GO): transmembrane transporter activity
Source: RefSeq, a predicted model, not a curated record
AUGGCAGGCCACAACUCCAAUCGCGACUAUGACGACGACGACGACGACGACCUCACCGCCGUCGGCGAGGAGACGCCACUGCUGCUGGCGGACGAGGUCCCCGAGGAGCCCAAGUUCCUCUACCGCCAAAACGUCACCAUCCUCUGCUUCGCCGCCAUCUUCCUCGCCGAGCUGGGCAUCGCCAUCAUGACCCCGGCCUGGAACGCCGUCAUGGAGGACCUCAUCUGCCAGCGGUACGUGCCGCGCGCCGCCGACGGGCAGCUGCUGGCCGACGACCCCCGCUGCAAGGACCCGCGCAUCCAGGGCGAGCUGGCCAUGCUGCGCGGCUGGCAGGCCUCCUUCGAGGGCAUCCCCGCCAUCCUGUGCGCCAUCCCCUUCGGCAUCAUGGCCGACAAGGUCGGGCGCAAGCCCGUCAUGCUGCUGGCCUGGACGGGGCUGCUGCUCAACCUGCUGUGGUACGAGGUCGUCUUUGCCUUCUUCCCGCUGUGGGUGGUCUGGCUGGGCGCCAUCCCGCUCUUCAUCGGCGGCUUCCCCUCCGUGGGCCCGGCCAUGAUCUUCACCUGCCUCGCCGACGUCACGCCCCAGCCCGAGCGCGCGUCGGUCUUCUUCCGCGUCAGCGCCGUCUUUCUCGUCGCCGAGCUGAUUUCGGGCCCGAUCGGCGGGGCCCUACUGCUUGUCCACCCUUGGCUCCCUCUCCUUGUGGGCAUGCUCAUCAACCUGCUCAGUUUCUUCACCCUUUGGGUGCUGCCCGAGACUGCGCAUCUGAUCAAAAAGGUCGACGAGCAGGAGGCUGAGGAUGCAGCCGAUGAGGAGGAGGUGGACCGCCCUGUGGAAGGGACGUGGCACCACAUGAUGAUGACGGCCAAGCGCGACCUCCUCGAGACAAGCAAGUUCAUCCUGGGCAAUAGGUCCAUCGUCAUCCUCAUGAUCCCGAUGGUGUUUUACGCGGUAGGCAAGUACGUACAGGAGCUGCUGCUGCAGUACGCGACCAAGAGAUACCACUGGACGUGGAGCAAGGCUGCCUUCCUGCUCACGAUCCGCAGCAGCAGCAACCUCAUCCUGUUGGUCGCCCUCCUACCCGGCAUCAGCUGGCUGAUGCUGGAGAAAUUUCAUUACUCGGCCAUACGCAAGGACGUGGUGCUUGCACGGUUUUCUGGCAUCACCCUGGCCAUCGGCUCGCUGAUGAUUGCCUUUGCCUGGACGCCCGGGGUGCUCUCAGUUGCCUUGGUCGUCUUCUCGCUGGGGGGCGGAUUCAACUCGCUCGUGCGCAGUCUACUCAACGCCAUGGUCGAGGUGCACCACAUCGCCAUCCUCAAUGUGCUGCUGGGCAUCGCCGAGUUCGGCGGGCUCAUGGUCUCGAGCCCGAUGCUGUUUGCGGCGCUCCGGGCGGGCUUAAACGCGGGAGGGGCGCUCAUCGGACUGCCCUUCCUGAUCGCGGCGGUGAUGUUUACCAUUGGCACCGCGAUGGUGUUUCUCUUCAGGGCGCCUGAAGAGCGAGUGACAGUCGAAGAUAGGGAGGCCGAGAUCGGGAGGGAGGAGGAGGAGGAGGCGGAGGAGGAGCCUUGA